AUGUCAGUGGAUGCGCAGGGCGCUCCGAACGAGCCAGACGGUCGGGCACCCCCAACCGAUAAGAAGGCCGAGGGCGAUACCGCAGCACGCGAACAAGCACCGCGCGACGCGACAGCAGAAGCCGUUGAGGAGGAAGUGCCACCGCCAAAGCCACAGCCCAAGCCCUGCGGGAUAUUCGCCUGUUUCCGCCCCCACAAGGAGAAUCACCCACCGGUCGAGGCCCAGCCGGCGCAGCCGCCCCCCAAGCCAACCGAACCGGGAACCAACGACGAUAGCAGGCCCAAUAAGCGCAAGGCCCACCCCUUCAACAUACUGGACGACUCGCCCGAGCUGGCCCAGCUCUUCAAGAGGUACCCCAGCCUCCCGACCAAGUUGACCAACAUCCACGUCGCGACGCUGCCGCCCGAGGACGAGCAGCCCGGCCGCGGCGGCCUCCCCUGGAACCUGCAGCAGGCGCCUGGCUACCAGCAUAAGAAGCCGAGGUGGACACACGACCUGGGCCUGCGCCGCGGCAAAGAAGCCUUGCGCAAGGCGAGGACAGACCCCGGCGAGGACGGGGACGCCGUGAGGGAGUACUGCGAGCUGGUCCUGCACCUGCUGUCCAAGCAGGAGGCUACGGGCGGCGUCACGGACCUGGUGAGGGAGCAGGUCAUGAAACAAGACGUGCAGCUCAUUGAGAAGCUGAUGGAGGCGGAAUCCAAGUUCACCUGA
Diaporthe batatas is the source of this 711-nucleotide messenger RNA. RefSeq lists its product as uncharacterized. NCBI's taxonomy places the organism in Eukaryota, Fungi, Ascomycota, Sordariomycetes, Diaporthales, Diaporthaceae. The record is from RefSeq and is a predicted model, not a curated record. The transcript is spliced from 2 exons. The coding region runs from base 1 to 711 and encodes 236 amino acids.